AUGGCUCUGGUUAUUGCUUCCUCCAUCCCCGUGGGGCUUUCUUCAGGUGCCCUUUUUGUAUAUUCUGUUUAUGGGCCUCAGCUCGCAGCACAAUGUCACCUUGACUCGUCGCUGGCGGCAAACCUAAGUAUUUCCGCUACUGUGGGUUCCGCUUUGGGUGGAUUGAUAGGAGGUUAUGUCACCGACACUUUUGGUUCUCAGUACCCUGUGGCCAGCGGAUGGUUGUUAGUUUCGUCUGGUUACUACUGGCUCCGUUCGCUUUAUCUUCUGGGCGAGGAUGCUGCUCAUUGGAUGCUUAUUCUGGCGAUGUUCCUUGUUGGAGCUGGUUCUACCGCUAGCUACUUUGCAGCGAUAAAAGCGGUCACGGUGAAUUCUCCAAAAUGGAAAGGACUGGCGCAGAGCGUGCCUAUUGCGCUGUUUGCCAUCGCAAGUUUGUUGUACUCGUUCGUUUGUUCUCACAUCCUCCAUGGCGAUGUGGGAGCGUUUCUCCUUGUUUUGGCCGUUUCGUCUUUUGUGAUGCAGUUUGUGGGAGUCAUUUUUAUCCGAAUUCCUGGCCACGAGGCCCAGAAGGUUGGAGAAGAAUUCUCUCAGCUUUUAGAUGAAGCAGAGGGACCUGUGGGUGAACCAGCUUCAAUGGCUCCAGAAGCCACCCCUGUUGGCCCAUACCACCACCUCGAACUUAAGGAAAUUUUGACUCACAGUGUAUUUUGGUCCCACUUUGCGCUUAUUGCCGUGUUCCAGGGCCUUGGCCAGAUGUACAUCUACUCGGUGGGCUACAUUCUCAAAGCUAUCCACUACUACUUCACACACGCACAAAUCAAGGCGGAAAACGUCGCAGACAUUCCUUCCUUCAGCUCUCUCCAGGCUCUCCAUGUAUCUGUCAUUGCUAUCGGCUCUUUUACUGGACGCCUUACCUCAGGUCCUUUUGCCGACUACCUUGUUAACCGCCAUGGCUGGAAACGUCAUUCUGUGCUCGUCCUUGCUCUUGUGCUUAUGGGUGCUGGUCACUCUGCACUUAUCUUCCCUAUUGAGCGGUACUCGCUGCUGAUUUGGCUGUGCAACAUCCGAUUGGCUUUUAUAUCGUCGCUUAUCGGUUACGCCUACGGGUUUGGCUUCACAUCGUUGCCGGCCAUUAUUGCGGACCUCUUCUCCAUGAAGAAUUACUCCCUUCUUUGGGGAAUCAUGUACUCCUCGACGGUGCCUGGCCUCACGAUGUUCACAAAGUUCUUUGGAUACAACUACGAUAAACACUCCGAGGUGGAGAACGGUGAACUUGUGUGCAACCAAGGGUACAAGUGUUACGACCACACGUUUGGUGUGACCGGGCCGCUUGCGUUGUUUCUUGUGGUGGUGAUAAUUGCUGUCGCUGCCUUUUACAGAAAGCGCCGGACCUAG
Molecule: messenger RNA, 1395 nt
Organism: Candidozyma duobushaemuli
Lineage: Eukaryota; Fungi; Ascomycota; Pichiomycetes; Serinales; Metschnikowiaceae
Exons: 1
Coding region: 1-1395 (464 amino acids)
Biological process (GO): transmembrane transport
Cellular component (GO): membrane
Molecular function (GO): transmembrane transporter activity
Source: RefSeq, a predicted model, not a curated record